UAUUCCAGCUGGGCCGAGUAAAAGAAGGGCCAACAAAAUCACGGAAGGAAUAAGUUCACAUUCAUCCCUCAACUUUACAUCGAGUUGAGUUCAAUUGACAUUACUUAUCCCCAAUAUUAAAAAUCUUCACCAUUAAACUAUACAAAACUGUGUAAUUUGGGGAUUCUACAGUGAUUACUAAACACAUGGUAAUUCUUGUGCUUCAGGUUUCCACAGUUCAUGGUAAUUCAGAACAUUGAAAAUUUUAGGGUGAAUAGACAAAGUGGUUCUCCAAGUUUUAUCUGAGGCUUAGUUUAGUCCUUAAAGUUUCAAUCUGUCCAUAUUAGUCCUUCAAGUUUUCAUUUUAGUUCAAACUUAUCCUUGAACCUACUUAGAAGUCACAUGGCUAAAUAUAACCAACAACUUCUCUUGAUAAAUGAAACUUAUACCCCUUAUUCACAUAUAUAAGAAAAAAAUGCGUGCAAUGAAUUUUUUUUAUGAAUAAUGCAUAAUAAUUUAUGUAAAACGAAAAUAAAUUAUAUAUUUUCAAGUAUAUACGAUAGCCAUUAGGCUCAAGUUUCAUGUGCACAUGUUAAAAUAACGGGAAGUAUAUUUGCAAUGUUGUUUAUUCAUCUUGGUUUCUCUUUUCUAGUGUAUAAUUGUAUAUAAAUUAAAGGUAAAAAGGGAAAUUUUUCUAACAUAAAUGUUGACUAGAAAUAGCCAUAUGGCAUAUUAAAUAGGCCCAAGGAUGAUUUUAAGCCAAAACAUAUAUUUAGAGGACAUAUAUAGACAAAAUAAAACUUGAAGUAUCAAAUUAAGCCUUGAGUAAAACUUGAGAGACUAAAUUAACUAUCCACCCAAAAAUUUAACCAGACUCACUAGUGUUCAGAUGUUUCUAUAGUACUACUACUAGAGCAGAUUUCAGAUUAGUGAAAUUUAGCACAAAUUAAUGGCACUUUCCCAGUCACCAAGAAAGAUAAACGCAGAAGAUGGAGCACUUUCACCAAGAAAGACAAAUUAAUUGAGCACGACGAGGGAGCCGGUCUGGCGCCGUCGUCGGGGACGGUGGAGGAGACGGCGAAUUUGCGAAAGUAUUGCGAAUUCAUUAGCCCACUCGUCUACCUUGACCUUUCAUGUAAUCUUAGGCAGUGUUCGGAAUCCCCCUUUCCCAACUCUCUACUCUCAUUUUCCACGCGCAUGCUUUUCAAACGGUUAAACGGUGUGUUUUUUUACAAAAAGUUUACAUACAAGAGUUGCUUAAAAACAUAUUGAUCCAUUUUUUAAAAAAAAUAGCAAAUAUUUAAUUAAUCACGUGCUAAUAGACCGUUCCGUUUUUCGUGCCCAAACUUGCAAACAAAGCCUUAGUCUUUUCUUUUUCUAAUUUCGGCCCACUAAAAUGCAACCUCCAAUUCCUGGAUCAGAUCCAAAGUUCGCAAAUACAAACUGCAACUCCAGGUUCUUGCUGAACAGAGUGAUCCUGAACAGGUGAUCACUUUGGUACUCAACAAUCCAAGAUUGAUUUUCUCAAGAUCACAGGAUUUUAGUUAAUCUUGAUGCAGUUAGAAGCGCUUGCUAUACACUACUCCUUUAUGACACUACUAUACUAGUGUCCGAAUGCACCAAGCCACCGCCGCCAACCUCCCUCCCCGGCCUCCUCCGCCAGCGCCGUGUCCGCCAACGUCUCCUCCCCGAUCUGGCCGCGGGGGGCCUAGAUCCGGCGACGGGAGAGAGGGAUGCGAUGGGCGGCGAUGAGAGAGAGAGGGAGGUGGCCCUACUCGUCCUCCUCGUGGCCACAGGCGACAGAGAGGCGAUUGACGGCGGCGGCGAGAGGGAGAGAGAGAGAGGCGAAGAAAAAGAGAAGUGGAGGGGCGGCGGCGAAAAAAGAGAGAUUUUGUGCGGGAGGGAGAGAUUAGGGGUAGGGUAGUAAAAAUAUACAUGGGUUUUGUGGUCUAGGAUAACCGUUGUAGGCUGGAGUAUCUCUUCCAACUUACUCUAGAUUUUGAGGAGUCCAUCUGGAGUGUCCGCCAUUAAGAGAUGAGUUUUCCGGAGAUCAUCCUCAGUUAGCGAGAACACUCUAAUUUAGUUUUGAUUGUAGAUAUCCUUACUACUAUAUUUUGGUAUCGAGGGAGUAUUUAUUUUCUCCCAGUCCUAUUCUGAUUCCGUCGGCAGGGAACUCAAACAGAGAGUCGGAAUCCACUGCGGAACGGAUUGGCGGCCGCCACGCUGAUGUCGGUGAGGGAGCGAUGAUGUCGAUAAAAUAGAGUAAACUUUUUUAAGGCGAUAAUCUGCCACGUCUUUCUUGGUUGAUCUCUGCAUCUCCCGUACCAAAGCAUUUUCGCCGUCUCCACCGAUUCAUCAGGGCAGGGCAGAUGGAAUCAGGCGGCGCAAGCGAGCAGCAGCGUAAGAAGAGCAAGGGGAGGAGGAGAAAUCGCAUAUUUUUCGUGGUGGAUGAGAAGAGGCUGGAUACUGGUGGCAACGGCAUAUACUUCGUCUUCACCCUAAAUCUCAAGCCCAUGUUCGCCGACGCCGGCGACGACGACGAUUGGGCAACGAUGAGGGCCUUACCUCCUCCAAUCGCGCCGUUCGAUUCGCUGGAGCGGUGCGCCGAGCGCCUCGACUUCGCCCUGGUCGGAUCCAACGUCGUCGCUGUCAGCACGCAGAAGCGCACCCUCCUCUACGACACCGCCGCCGCCGUGGUGUCGAACGGUCCGGAGCUCCGGCACGCGACGAUCGGCGGCACGGCCCUCAUCCUGCUGGGGACCCGACUCUACGCCAUGGACAACCGCCCGUGCGAGCCCGACCCCUGCUUCCAGGUCCUCCUCCCGCCCGCCACCCCUGUCGCCGGGUCCGGCGGCCGGCGCCGGCGCCAUUGGUCGUGGCGCGCGCUGCCCGAUCCACCGGCCGACUUCUCCAUGGUCCGUCCGGCCCCCGCGAUGAUCUUCUGCAACACCACGGCCUUCGUGGCCGCCGGCGCGCGCAUCUGGGUGUCCGCGCCGGACAGGGGCACCUACUCCUUCGACACCACCGCCCAUGGGAAUGCCAUGGCGUGGCGCAAGGUAGGCGACUGGGAGCUUCCAUGGGUGCGGCGCGCCGUGUUCGUGCCCGAACUCAACCUUUGCUUCGCCAUGUGCCGGACAAGGUACUGCCUCUGCGCCUUCGACGUCCCCUCCGCCGAGCCGGCGGCGGCGGCGCCGGUGACCAGGUACGCGUGGGUGGAGGAGACGUACCCUCGCGAGUGCCUGGAGCGGGGAUAUUUCCCGCAUGGGCCGGCGAGCCUGGCCUACCUGGGAGAUGGCAGGUUGUGCAUCGGCUGGACCAUCAUCGUCGAGUUCGGCGAGCAAUACGGCUAUUCUAAUAUGCCCACGCGCUUCGCCCUCCUCCUCAUGGCUGUCCAAGUCGUCGCCGUCGCCGGAGAAGAAGGACAGCUGCGCCUUGUGAAGCACAAGGCGCGCUGCUACCUCAUGUCAAACCGAGCACAAGAGAUCUUCCUCCUCCAGCCCUCUUUGUGAGAAGAAGCUGCUGCUGCUGCUGCUUAUUCUUCUUCUUGUGUUAUUUAUCUGCUGCUACUAGUAUUUGUCCACCCAUGAUAUCUCUUACUAUUAUGUUUGGUGUUGAAAUGUACUCCCUCCGUUACAUAUCGUUUUCAUAUUGGUCAAAUGCCUUGUUUAGUUUACGAAAAAAAAUAGAUGUCACAUCGAAUAUUUAGACGCCUAGUAGAACUCGACGGUGGCGUCGUAGUCCUUGGCCCUGAAGAUGCUGAGCAAGUCCUGACCCCGGAGCAGCGAGUCUACUGCCCUAGGCCGCCGCGCCCGCGAGAGGAGGUAGGGAGCCCCGCCACCGUCAUCAUUGCGUCCCCGGCUUUGCUGGCGGCCGCUCGAGUGGCAGCGAGAUGGAGGGGAGGAGAGGAAGAGGUUGGCGGUGGCGCGCUCGCCUGGUCGCCGCCCUGGGGAUGAGCGGCACGAGGGCCAGCCCUCCGAUUCGACCAGUUCUUCUUGUCUGUUGAAGUCGGCAUCAAUUUGGAGUAGAGAUCAUAUAACUGUCAAAUACCCGGCUGAACAGCUUAAACAUCAGAGUCUUCAGAUAACCAAGAUAGGCGUCUGUAACUCCUCUAAUUUCAUGAUAUUUUUCCAGCAUUAGUUCAGGAAACAAACAUGUUUAUCUCAUUAUCUGACGAGACACAGCAGCAGCCACUAGACUGUAGUAAGGUGGAGACUAGAGAGGGUAGCAGGGAGCUUGAAUUGUUGUGUUGCCAUCCUGACUCACUGACUAUAAUUUGGUGCUCAGUAGCUGUUGCAAGUAAUAGUACUAUUCUUCAGAAAAGAUUUGCCGGUUAUCAACAUGUAAUGCCAGAUAAACUGGAUAAAAAAUCAUCAUAAAUCUACCCUAUAGUUCAACAAAUGGUUUCACUCAUCACUAGUAAUAUACCCGUGCUAACGCUACGUUGUCAUAAUUUUUUUUAAUAAAUUGUUAAAAUUUCAUGUUUGAGAAAAUAACUUUUCUAGAAUCCAUCCAAUUAAGUUUUAAUUCCAUUCAGAUCAUAUAUAAAUAUAUUUAAGGCACAACACAAUACUAUGAUAUCGAGGGCAUCGACCAUUAUAUCCAAUCACUUUAAUAUACUCCCUCCGUUUUUAAAUAUUUGAUGCCGUUGACUUUUUUAAAUAUGUUUAACCGU
Messenger RNA from Oryza sativa Japonica Group (Japanese rice), 4651 nucleotides. RefSeq lists its product as uncharacterized. The record is from RefSeq and is a predicted model, not a curated record. NCBI's taxonomy places the organism in Eukaryota, Viridiplantae, Streptophyta, Magnoliopsida, Poales, Poaceae.